AUUGUAGUCGUAAAAAUCAUUGUUUUAUUUUAACAGGUUUUAGUUUACCGAAAAGGGACACAUUUGUAAUGAACUAGUCACAUAAAAAUAUUUAUCAAAAAUAAUUUAUCCGCUCCAUUGGUCGAUCCGGUGCGGGAAGUCCGCGCUCCCGGUCCUGCUGAGGGCUAGGCUUGCUAGGCUAGUUCAAAACUCCCCCCGCUAAGCGUCACUUGUUCCCGUUAUCACUGUUCCCGUUUCUUGUUGUCUUUCAUUUCAGUGGAGCGCGUUAUCCACGAGCACACGCUGAUUUUAUAAAAUAGUAUUUAUACGGCGAUAUCAACCAACGAUCUAGUUGGUCUGAUCCACCGACUGGCUCCCAGUCACGGCUAAGCUAACAUUUAGCCUCUGAGUCUCACAGCCAAAAUGGCGGAUAACGAAGAUGAUAGCAGUUCGACCAGAACAACAGUCGCAGAGCCGCCGGGGCCCGCGUCUCGGCCCCGCGACGAAUACUGCCCCCAGAGCGCGGACAGUUUACCAUCAUCGUCCGCCGAUGAGAUUGCUCAGCCCAGUGAGACUGUAUCGGCAGCGACCACCGAGCAGAGCAGUCAGCCCGCGGAGAGUUUAUCAUCAGCUCUGUUGGCGGACCUCUUACAGAGCUGCCCGGCGGAACAGAGCGUCCUGGUGGGCACAGAGUUGACUGGCCUGAGCCCGGACCUCGUCAACACCACCAUCAUCUAUGUGCAGCCGGACGGCAGCCUGGUGGAGGGAUCCGGGCUCACGGCCGAGGAGCAGCAGGCUUUGCUGGAUCAGCUCACCAAGCAACAGAUUGUCCAGGUCUCAGAUACCGAGGCGGCCCAGCUGCUCCGGCAGAACCAGUUGUUCAAAAGCAUCCCGGUCCAUAAUGCGGCCCUGGACCCGAGCCAGCUGCAGCAGGUCAUCAACCAGGUGACCAAAUCCCAGCUGCAGGUCCCCCAGCAGACCCCAAAACAGCAGGUCCAGAUCCAGCAGGGUCUGAAGAUGCACAAUCAGGCCCAUGUCCCUCAGCAGCACUUAAAGGGCACGACCCAGAACAACGCAUCCCAGCAGCUGAAGAGUGUCGCCCAGCAGGUGGCCAUGCAGACAGGUGGCUCGGUCCAAGUGGUGCAGAAGAAGUCCGAGCCCGUCAGGAUCCAGAUCCAGGUUCCUCCCAAACGGGAAGUAAAGUCCAGCGCUUCUCCCCAGCAGAAGAGUGUAGCUGUCAGUCAUCCGCAGGUAAAGUUGUCAGCCAAUGGCACCAUGAGCAGUGCUCAGAUCAUCCACCUGCAGCCUGUGGUUGGUCAGCAGGGUCAGCAGUUCUUCCUGCAGCACAGUCCCGGGGACCCGCCCAUCCAGGUGUUGCUGCAGAGCCCCACCCCUGAUGUCGGAUCUCUGCUCCCAUUGGUCCAUAAGCUCACAGGUCAGACAUCAGCAGGCAGCCCUUCUGGUUCCGGUCAGAAACCUGUAGUGCCACCUAUUAGAGUCCAGACCAUGUCUACUGUUAAGGUCACGCCCACCUCAGUUGUCAAAACCCUACCCACCCCUGUUACUAAAACUGUUAGCGUUCCAUUAAUUAAAACUCACACUAAUGGCACAGUGACUGCCACAGGUAAGAGUCCCGUUAAAGCACCUGCAGUCAUCACAGCUGUCCCAGUGCAGAGUGCCACACCAAGCCGACUUGCCACAGAGACCAAGACCCCUGCACCUCCUUCUGCCAUGGCCUUGCUCCCAGUGAAGGACAGAGAAAGAGAAAAGGAGGAGAAGAAAAAGGUAAAGAAGAGGGAGAAGAAGGUAAUGAAGGUCCAGACUAGAUCUGGUCGGGUCUCCAGACCACCUAAGUACAAAGUCAAAGACUACAAGUUCAUAAAGACGGAGGACCUGGCCGACAGUCACCAGUCUGACUCUGAUGACUACUCUGACAUAAGUGUGGAGGAGGAGGCGGAGGGAGGGAGAAAGGAUAACCCCACACUAGGCUCCUCUCCCUCCCUCAGCUAUAAUCACAAGUCCCGGUCCCACCGCUGCCAGACCUGCGACAAAGCCUACAUUGGUACUGGAGGCCUGAACCGCCACUAUAAAUUGAAUCCAACCCAUGGUGACCCUGAUCCGCCCAGCAACCGGCCUGACAACCCGCCACACCCACUCACAAAUGUCAGCCAAUCACAGGAGAUGAUGCCAGAGGGAGUCAGGGAGGAGGAGAAGGAGGACAAACCUGAUGACACAGCAACAAACAGAGUGGAGUGGGGUCCAGCAGCAGCUGUAGGACUCAGGGGCCUCCAUCACCGGGGCCCUGGUCGACCCCGUGGACGGGGGAGAGGCAGGGGCAGGGGCAGGGGCAGAGGCAGCGAUUGCUGGCACCGCCUCCUAAGGUGACUAUGGGCCUUGUUAGUAGACGGGGUCGUCGUGGUCGACCUCCAAAGCUCACUGCUACCAUGGUAACAGCAGAGCAGCAAGCG
Monopterus albus (swamp eel) is the source of this 2447-nucleotide messenger RNA. It is a transcript of the gene znf839, whose product is annotated as zinc finger protein 839. The record is from RefSeq and is a predicted model, not a curated record. Lineage: Eukaryota; Metazoa; Chordata; Actinopteri; Synbranchiformes; Synbranchidae. The coding region runs from base 403 to 2364 and encodes 653 amino acids. The transcript is spliced from 4 exons.